AGAGCAUCACUGACGAAAGCAGUCCAUGGACUCUUGCCGCUUCGCAAAAGUUUGUUAUCUCUCUGCGCCAUUUCAGCCAAGUUAAGAACAAGUACUGUGGAACUCAUGCAGUCAUUUGGAAAUAAGCAUCUGCUGGACUGAAGGAGCCAAGAUGUUCCCAGUCUGCUAGCAAUAACACUCCAAUGGAGGCCUCUGGCAAAAGCGCUCCAGCAAGACAGUCUCCUUCCCCUUUCCAGGCGCUUGAGGCUGAACCCUUGGAAAGAAAAACAAGCAGGUUUCAAUAAUCUUAGCCAACUGAGAGGAAAAGAGAAAUACCAUUUCAGACAUGCCAAGGGCUGUGAUGAAAAUCAGUUGAGAUCAUCUAUGUGAAAGCGCUUAACAGAAAUCCAAAGGCACUCGAUGAAUGAAAUGAUUUUUAAAACCAUUAAGGAAGACUCAGAAAUAUAAUGUGAUCUAUACAUAUGUUUGUCCCUUCAUUAAAUGAACUCAUCAAGAGUUUAAAUAUGUGCCAGAUGAUCACCUGUUAUGCAAGUCACCGUAGUUUGCACAUAAUUCAGUUUAUGAUUCCUCUUGAAGUGACUUUCUGCUUCCAAUCAAAGCUCAAGAAUUCCACCUAAAAAUGUUUUUCUGCUCAAAAGCUCUUUUUUAUUACUUCCAUGUUUUGAGCCUUGUUCCAGAAAGCUGGGGUUUCUCCAGGUCUGACCACUAAUCAGUGAGACAUUGGUGCCUCUUUCUUCAGUGCUUCUAGCAGGCCUACUGAUAAGCUCCCUAGAUGAGAUACACUGCAUAAAAAAAAUGAUGCCCAAACAACAGCUUUAAGUGCCUGCUAGAUAUCUGUUCUUUCAGAAGUCUCUCUCCACCUAUCUCUCCAGUAAAGAUGGACUUAAAACUAAAAGAUUGUGAAUUUUGGUACAGUCUCCAUGGCCAGGUCCCAGGGCUGCUGGACUGGGACAUGAGGAAUGAGUUAUUUCUGCCUUGUACCACAGACCAGUGCUCUUUAGCUGAGCAAAUCCUUGCCAAAUACAGAGUCCGAGUAAUGAAGCCCCCAGAAAUGCCUCAGAAGAGGAGACCCAGUCCUGAUGGAGAUGGUCCUCCCUGUGAACCCAAUCUGUGGAUGUGGGUGGACCCCAAUAUCCUGUGCCCCCUUGGCAGCCAGGAGGCCCCAAAGCCCAGUGGAAAAGAGGAUCUGACAAACAUUUCUCCUUUCCCUCAGCCCCCACAAAAAGACGAAGGGUCUAACUGCUCAGAGGACAAAGUGGUAGAGUCUCUACCAUCUUCCUCCAGUGAGCAGUCUCCUUUACAGAAGCAGGGUAUCCAUUCCCCCAGUGACUUUGAGCUCACAGAAGAUGAGGCUGAGGAACAAGAGAACAACUCCCUCCAGUCCCCUGAAAUGAAAUGUUUCCAGAGCCAGAAACUAUGGCAAAUCAACAGCCAAGAGAAGUCCUGGCAAAGGCCCCCUCUCAAUUGUAGCCACCUUAUUGCCCUAGCAUUAAGAAACAACCCCCACUGUGGCCUCAGUGUGCAGGAGAUCUACAAUUUCACCCGACAGCAUUUCCCCUUUUUCUGGACAGCUCCGGAUGGCUGGAAGAGCACCAUUCAUUACAACCUCUGCUUCCUGGACAGCUUUGAGAAGGUGCCAGACAGCCUUAAGGAUGAAGAUAAUGCAAGACCUCCCUCUUGCCUUUGGAAGCUCACUAAGGAGGGGCACCGCCGCUUUUGGGAGGAGACUCGUGCCUUAGCCUUUGCUCAAAGGGAGAGAAUCCAAGAGUGCAUGAGUCAGCCAGAGUUGUUGACCUCUCUCUUUGAUCUUUGAAAUGCCACUGCUCCCUUUUGGAACACUGCCUUCCUUACUGUGCCUACUUAUCCCCUGACAUUCAUUAAUCUCUAAACUUACCCAGCCUGGUUGGUGCCAAGUCUGUCUUUAGCUACUGUUACAAUAAUGGUGUAAAGUUAGAGGUGGGUACAGGGGAGACAGAACUUAAAUCCAGGUGGAGAGUCAUGGAAAGUCGCACGAGGAGAGUGGCUGUUCUUCCAAAUUUUGAGCAAAGGAAAAAAAUCCUAGAAACAAUGGCAUAGAAACUAAGGAAAGAAGGGUGUGUUUUGUGAAAGAAAGGAAUUUUGUUUAUAGAGAGUAUUUUCACACAUGAAAGUGAACAGUGGAAUAUAAAGCAUAAAAGGCAGGAUGGAGCCAAGCCAUGGAGAACCUCGAGUGCCAUGUGAAGAGAAUUUGACUUGUGAUGGAGAAUCAAGUUUCCCCCUCUACCAUUCAUCAGCUACAUCUCCUUUUUAAGUAAACCAUUUUAUCCUUCAGAACCUCACUUUUCUAUUUCUGGCCCUGGACUUCUAAGCCUUGUUUCUUUGUCACCCAAUUCCAAUAUCGACAAAUAAUUCUAAACAGCUACUUUUAGUUUGUAUGUUUAACGUCCUGUGAAAUAUUCCUGUAUUAACCCCAAGCCUUUUGAUGAUAAAGCUUUAUUUUCUAUUAUUUUUAGUUCUGAAGAUUUUAUUGAGGAUAUGGAGGAUAUGCUAAUGUGUCAAGGUCCAUCUUAGAUGCUGAGGAUAAAAGGCUGAGGGAUACUAGUGGGAGACAUAUUUAUAAUGUAAAUAUGAUGAAACAGAUGUGAGAAAUUGACAUGGAAAUGGGGAGGCAUUCUUCCUGGGAAAGACAUGAAAGGGCGUUGGAAAAAAAACAUUUUGAGCUAGUUUUGAAGAAUAAAUGGUAAACUGGAGUAGAGGCAUUACAGAGACAACAAUGUGAACAAAGUGGAUGGAGUGUUUGGGGGAAUGGCAUGAAGUUCAGUGUGACUUAAUUACAUGAGGACCGUGAGUGACUAAGAGAAAACUAUUAGGUGUUUGGACUUCAUCUUGUGGGUUUUUGGGAGCCAAGAGAAAUCAGUGGAGUUUUGCUAAAAAACAAACAAGCCAGCAGCAACAACAAACACUACAGCAUUUGUUUUUCUAUUUUCAAAAUUAUCUUUAACAUCUUUUCUAUGCAAAUAAACUUUUGUUUAUCAGAUUUAAGCAUAGCUUUUUGCUUCAAUGAUAUUAACAUAUAUCCAGGAGAAAAUAGAUUUUUAGGUAUAAAUUUAGUUGCAAAACCUUCAUAAUGGGGGUACAAAAACGCCUAUAAGCUACAAAAGCAAUUAAUUCAAUAUAAUUGUAACUAUUUUGAAAGUUCACAUUUUUGUAAUGAUGUAUUAUAUCUCAUACAAAAUUGUAUAUUUAGGUUAAAUCACAAAACAACAUAUGCAAACAGUAUUUUUUGAAAAAAAUUGUAAAUGCUACUUCUGUAUCAUAAGGCAAAGUCCAAGUUAACAGAAUACCUUGGAAUUAAUAAAAUAUUCUGCAUGUAA
Molecule: messenger RNA, 3353 nt
Organism: Gorilla gorilla gorilla (western lowland gorilla)
Lineage: Eukaryota; Metazoa; Chordata; Mammalia; Primates; Hominidae
Gene: FOXR2
Product: forkhead box R2
Exons: 5
Coding region: 878-1813 (311 amino acids)
Biological process (GO): regulation of DNA-templated transcription
Cellular component (GO): nucleus
Molecular function (GO): sequence-specific double-stranded DNA binding; DNA-binding transcription factor activity
Source: RefSeq, a predicted model, not a curated record